Sceloporus undulatus (fence lizard) is the source of this 2418-nucleotide messenger RNA. RefSeq names its product vomeronasal type-2 receptor 26-like. The transcript has 6 exons. Gene Ontology annotation, biological process: G protein-coupled receptor signaling pathway. Bases 1 to 2418 code for a protein of 805 amino acids. The record is from RefSeq and is a predicted model, not a curated record. Lineage: Eukaryota; Metazoa; Chordata; Lepidosauria; Squamata; Phrynosomatidae. Gene Ontology annotation, molecular function: G protein-coupled receptor activity. Gene Ontology annotation, cellular component: membrane.
AUGGCUGUAGUAACUGAAAACUACCAACACCUCUUGGCUUUGAUAUUUGCUGUAAAUCAGAUCAAUGACAAUCCCUAUCUAUUACCCAAUAUUACACUGGGAUUCAACAUUUAUGACAGCUAUUUGAGUGCAAGAUGGACCUAUCAUGCUGCAAUGCAAUUUAUUUCUCCAAAGAACAGAUUUAUUCCCAACUACAGAUGUGAGACUGAAGGCAAUUUAUUGGCAGUCAUUGAGGAACUGAUUUCUGAACUCUCUGUACAGAUACCAAAUGCAUUAUCCAUCUACAAAAUCCCACAGCUUGUAUUUAGCUCUGCUACAGUUGAUAUUGAAAACACCAACCUACUUUCCUCAUAUCGGAUGGUUCCAGAAACCUAUCAGUACACAGCAAUUCUCCAGUUACUUCAGUAUUUCAAAUGGAGAUGGAUUGCAUUCAUUGCUGCAAGUGGGGUGACAUUAGACUGGUUCAUGAAGAUAAUGCUUCCAGAAUUUUCCAAGAAAGACAUCUGUUUUGCUGUUGUAGAGUCAUUUACCAGUUUGUGUGCUUGUUUUGAUUUUGAAAGGUACAAUUUUAUGAAAUGUGCAUUUGAAUUUUAUGAGAAAGUUAUGAGCAGCAAAGCCAAUGUGCUGGUUUUUUAUGGGGACACACACUCUAUGAUACUUCUGAGAUAUUUGCUAAGUAAAGACAUUGAAGGUAUAAUGUCAAAACCAAAAGGCAAAGUUUGGAUUCUGACAGUUGGGAUGGAAUUAAAAUCCUUUGUCAGCAGAAAGAGUUGGGAUAUAGGAGCCUUCAAUGGUGCUAUAUCCUUUGCACUUCACUCCAAUGAACUUCCUGGAUUUGAGCAAUUUCUUCAGAACAGAAAACCUUCAAGUUCUAAUGGAGAUGGGUUCAUCAGAGAAUUUUGGACACAGGCAUUUGGUUGUACUUUUCAGGAUUUGGUUGAGGAUGAUGAUGUGAGUGGAGACACCUGUACUGGAGAGGAGAAGCUGGAAAACCUUCCUGAGCAUGUAUUCCCAAAGAGUGUAACAGGCCAGAGCUACACCAUCUACAAUGCCGUCUAUGCUGUGGCUUAUGCUUUACAUGCUAUGUAUUCAUUCAGAUCUAAAAACAGAGAAAAGAUGAAAAGAAAAAGAAGGGUGCAUCAUAAUCAAUUGAUGUGGCAGCUCCAUCACUUUCUGAAAUCUGUGUCUUUCAACAACACUGAUGAGAGAAAGGUUUGCAUUGACCAGAAAGGGAACCUCAUGGCAGGUUUUGAUAUCAUUAAUUGGAUCACAUUUCCAAACCAAUCAUUCAGUGGAGUCAGAGUUGGAAAAGUGGAUCCCUGGGCUUCUGCAGAUGAGGCAAUCUUCAUCAAUGAGGAAGCCAUUACAUGGCACAGCUGGUUUAAUCAGGCACAGCCCAUCUCCCAGUGUAAUGCCAAGUGUAAACCUGGUUAUAGGAAAAAAAGAAAGGAAGGUGAACCCUUCUGCUGCUAUGACUGCAUUCCAUGUCCAAAAGCCUUCAUAUCUGACAAAGAAGAUUUGGCUGAAUGUUUCAAGUGUCCUGAUGAUCAGUAUGCCAACAUGGAGCAGGAUUUAUGUAUUCCUAAGCAUAUAACCUUCUUAUCUUAUGAAGAACCUCUGGGCAUCAGUUUUGUCAUUUGUGCUCUUUCAUUUUCCUUCACUGUGACUCUGAUACUCAGAGUGUUUAUGAAGCACCAUGACACUCCUAUAGUCAGAGCAAACAACCAGAACCUUACCUACACUCUUCUUAUCUCUCUCUUCCUCUGUUUCCUUUGCAUAUUGUUAUUCAUUGGCCAGCCUCAGAAGACAACAUGUCUUCUUCGUCAAACUGCCUUUGGCAUUAUUUUUGUAGUGGCUAUUUCUACUUUACUGGCAAAAACCAUUACAGUGGUUUUAGCAUUCAGAGGCACACAGCCAGGAUGCAAGAUCAAGAAGUGGAUGGGGAAAAAAAUGACCCAAGGCAUAGUUCUUUUUUGCUCCAUGCUUCAAGUAGGCAUUUGUCUUGUGUGGAUGGUAACCUGUCCCCCAGUGCCAGAGACUGAUGUGCAUUCAUUGAGAGAAGAAAUUGUGUUGCAAUGCAAUGAGUCGACAUCUGUAAUGUUUUACUGUGUAUUGGGCUACAUGGGCUUUCUGGCCUUUGCCAGCUUCACUGUGGCUUUUUUAGCUCGGAAGCUUCCAAAUAGGUUUAAUGAAGCCAAAUGUAUCACUUUCAGCAUGUUGGUGUUUUGCAGUGUUUGGCUAUCCUUUAUUCCCAGCUACUUAAGCACCAAGGGAAAAUCCAUGGUAGCUGUGGAAAUCUUCUCUAUCUUAACCUCCAGUGUUGGCUUGCUGGUUUGCUUCUUUUCCCCCAAAUGCUACAUUAUUUUGUUGAGACCUGAUCUGAACAAGAAGGAGCUCUUCUUAAAGAGAAAACACUGA